AUGGAACAUGAGUACAUACUAACUGCGAAGUCAACGCAGAUAUGUGGCGCCUCCGUAAAACGCCUUCCAUUCCGCACUCCCCUCGAGAAACCUGUCGUGGUUGUCUUCAGUGACAACUUGCACUAUGUUAUAAGUUUCGCCGACAUAAUAGACGUGUAUCCCGAUCACAAGGCUCGAAGUGGGCACAGCUCCUCCUUCUGCCUCCUGCUAAUGGCCAACACUUCCCUGUGUGUGGAACCCAUUGCUGAGGGGACUUACAGUCCAGCUCAGUCGGCUCGUGGCCGCAUCCAGACCCGCGUACUCUCGCUCGCCGCACCAUCUCCCGAAGCAAUGCGAGUGUGGGUAGACGCCCUGUUUACUUGCGCCGGUGCCUAUCUAUGCCUUCCCUCUCGUAGCCAAUGGCCAGGCAGUUAA
This is a messenger RNA of Dibothriocephalus latus, 414 nucleotides long. The record is from the annotation of a GenBank genome assembly. NCBI's taxonomy places the organism in Eukaryota, Metazoa, Platyhelminthes, Cestoda, Diphyllobothriidea, Diphyllobothriidae.